Molecule: messenger RNA, 3789 nt
Organism: Histoplasma mississippiense
Lineage: Eukaryota; Fungi; Ascomycota; Eurotiomycetes; Onygenales; Ajellomycetaceae
Exons: 4
Coding region: 1-3789 (1262 amino acids)
Biological process (GO): RNA export from nucleus; protein import into nucleus; post-transcriptional tethering of RNA polymerase II gene DNA at nuclear periphery
Cellular component (GO): nuclear pore; nuclear pore cytoplasmic filaments
Molecular function (GO): structural constituent of nuclear pore
Source: RefSeq, a predicted model, not a curated record
AUGUCAACUAGUAAUCUUCGCAGGACCUUUGAUGGUGAUGCAGAUAGCAUACUGUCUCCCGGUGCAUUUUCUGCUGGCACCUCGCGAUACUCGAAUUCAAAUCUCAAACGGCUUACGAUUGAUCGUAGUCUUCGAACUGACUUAUUCUCACGUUCCACCCACUCGUCUUCUCUUGCGAACGGUGAUGAUCAAGGAUCAAGCAAGCUCAAGAAGAAAGUUAGCUUUGAUUCUCAAACUACUGGCGGGGAUUCAGGAACUGAGACUGAUGGCGCUGUUGUCCGUGUUGAGACCGAGAGCCCUGAGCCAACUGCAGAAGAAUUAGGCUUCUUGCGUUCGUCUCGAAAGCAAUCAGCUGAAGUGAAUGGGACAAACGGGCUUGGCAAGGAAGUGAAUGGCGUUAACGGAGUGGCCAGUAAUGUACCUGAAAUGGAGCAGGUUCGAGGCAAUGAGCUUGCUGUUGUCCCCGAGGGCCAUGAGCAGGAUGGCGGAGCUGUGUUCCCCCCUGGUAAAGUUCUUGUCAAGGUUCCCGAAGGAGAUCCUAAGCCCGGGGAAUACUGGAUGAAGCCUACUCGUUCUGAACUCAGCAAAUUACCCCGUCAGCAGCAGAAACACUUUGUUGGCUUCACUGUCGGUCGUGUUGGUUGUGGCUCUGUCACUUUUGACGACCCUGUGGAUCUUACCACUGUUGAUCUUGACUCGCUGUUUGAUAAGUUUAUCAAAAUUGGCACCCGGUCGAUUACGGUCUACCCUGAUGAUGUUACCAAGCCACCUCGAGGCAAAGGCCUAAAUGUACCUUCCACCCUACGAAUUGAAAAUUCCUGGCCUAGAGGUAGGGAUAAGAAAGCUCCGUCUCCCAUGACGAGUGGACCAGCCUUCGACAGACACGUUGAACGGUUAAGAAGAGUUACCAAUACGGAGUUUAUCGACUACGAGAAGCUCACUGGGACUUGGGUGUUUAAAGUGCCCCACUUCACGACUUAUGGCCUUGAUUAUGAAGACGAUGAUGAAGGUGAGAACUUUGAUCAAAGCACUUUGAGUGCACCUCCUCCUGACACUCCUACUCCAAAGGCCCAAACCCAAACCCCCACACAGUCGUCCUUCGCGAAUUCUGAGUUGAAUUCUACCGUCUCUUUCGAUGAGUCUUUCAUGGGUGACUCCACAGCAGGAAUGGAGGAUGAUACGUUUGAGUUUAAGAAGCGGAAGCUUGUUCCGGGAGCAUUUUUGGGCCAGGGUGGGAACGAUGGGGAAAUUGAGGACCAGACGAUGGAGACGGAUGAAGAGGAACAAGAACAAGGAUCCUUUUUAAGUGACGACCAAUCCCUCGGCUCCCAUCCUGAAACCCGUUCCGAAACCGAUAGUCUCGAACAAACCGAUAGUCAAGACGUCACGGAAUCGGAAGGCGAAUCAGAAAAAGACAAGGAAAUGGAAGUGACGAUGGUUGGCUCCUUUCCUGCUCCUGAUAACUCAAUUGAGCAGACUAUUCGCAGCAGUCCCUUGAGGCCCACUUCUAUUUUCCAGCGGCCGGACCAGCAGCACGGAACUCCCUCUCAGACACACCUUAACCUUCACGGAAACUGGGCAGAACAGCUGCAGCGAACAAUUAGCCCUAGAAAGCAAAAUCGACAGGCACUUCGUGAGAUUCAAGGUAACGUGUUUGCAGACAUAAAUAAUGAACAAAGCGAUGGUACCCCGAGUAAAUCUGCUGAACCUGCUCAGGAACCUGUUGGCUUCGCGACGAGCAUAGAUCUUAUGAAUUCGCUAUUUCCACAGUGGCCUUAUCGAAAGCAAUCCAAAACUGUUGGCGGAAACACGAAGGAUAUGUCUGAAGACGAUAUUUUGUUUCAUAAUUCGUUCAAGCCCAAAUUUGGCUGUACGGACAACCUCAUUUGCCCGAGAAUUCCUGGCUCUAUCAAUCGAUCUGAGGCGCCGUGGAACCAGGCAGGCGCACUUUCUUCUGAAGGAAGAACCAUUGUUCUCCAUAAAUAUGACCAACCAGCUCUAAGAACACGAACCAACAUCCGCGUUAUUGAUAACGUAUCCUUUGCCCGAUUGUCUAAGGUUAAUUUUUCGGUUUUGGCCGAUACCGUCGGCGGUAACUCUCGGGCAGCCGAUUUGGAGAGACAGGUUUGGCAAUUGGCCAAUAUUCUUUUCAACGACGAUAUUGAAGACGACAUAUCGGCGGGGGUUCCCCAAAAUCUGCGCCAUAAAUAUGUCCAUCGUAUCAAAAAGGAUAGACUUAGUCGGCUCUGGCAAUCCAUUAUACGUGAUCGACAUUCCAAAGAAGUUUCCGACAUCCAGUCUCCUGAGGAGCGUGCAAUCGCUUACCUCUCCUCCCAUCGCAUUGACGAAGCUUGCAAAGCCCUCGUGGAAAGUAGAAAUUUUCAUUUAGGGACCCUGGUGCCACAAAUUGGUCGCAAUAGCACAGUGCGCAACGCUAUGCGAGAGCAAAUCGAAUCGUGGCGUAAACAUAAUGUUUAUUCUGAAAUGACUGAGCCUAUUCGAGCUCUUUACGAGUUGCUUGCUGGAAAUUGUUUGCGGAGUGAUGGAAAGCCUGGUGGCGUCCUUGAAGAUAGAGCGUCCACUUUUUAUUUAUCUGAGCGCUUCGAGCUUGACUGGAUCCAGGCAUUUGCGCUUCGACUCUGGUAUGGUAUUGACGAAGAGGACUCCAUCGAGAAGGCAGUGGAACUCUUCCACCACGAUAUUACCCAUGGAAAUGAGCCAGCUUACCCUUUUUCGGAAGUAUCCCGAGAUUGUAAUCGUGAUGACCCUCUGGAAUCUCCACUUUGGGUUAUGCUGAAAUCAUUCACAACGGCGAUGGGCCGACAGGAAAACCGCAAAAUUCCACCAAUCCCACUGCCUGAAGCAAUUUUGCCGGACGCUGUUUCUGGAAAUCCCCUACACAAUCGAUUCUCAUUUCAGUUAUUCCACCAUUUACAAACGUUGAUGGGACAUCUCGAUGCGGCAGUUAUCAAUGAAGCCCGAGCUGAUCAACUAACAUGGGAUUAUGCCUGGGAACUCGCAGCACUCGAACAAUUCCCAUCAGCCAUAUUCGUCCUAGAACACCUCUUAAACUUCUCUCAGCGAGAACGUAGUAUUAAAGAGCUUCUUUCCCGCUUCGCCGCAUGGCUUCCUGCCCGCACUUUCAGCGAUGGAACCCCAAAUCCCCUGUGGGGCUAUAUCGUGGAUGACCUCCAAGUACCCAGCAGCUGGAUCUGGUCGGCAAAAGCGCUGUACGCACGUGCCAAAUGCGACCCGUCGAACGAGGUGCAGUUCCUCAUCAAUGCGAAACACUGGAACGAAGCGCAUGAGACAUUCCGCAGACUCGUCGGGCCCAGGACGGUUAUCGAACGCGACUAUGUGACUCUUGAGACGUUGAUUUCUGGAUUUGGCGAGUCUCCUGAGCGCAAAGUGCGUGGCUGGGCCGCUGGUGGAGCUAUCUAUGAUGACUUCCUGCAUCUGAUUACGGCCAAGGGUCCACGGCGCGAGUCGGCGCGGUUGAAGAGGUUGGUUUCUGCUUUGGCGACUUUGGGCCAGAGAAUGGAUAGUGAGAAAGAUAAGGGUAGGGAUGGCGAUAAGGAGGAUCCGUCGUCGGUUUCUGCUUGUUUGGAGGAAACGGUCGCGUUUAGGGAAAUUAGUCAUGUUGUUGCUGGGUGGUGUGCGAAGGAUACUAGAAGUACUAUCGAGCCCGCAGCUAUUCUUAAUUUGUUGCUGACGCAGGAUACUCGACUCUUGCACACGGCCGAAAUGAGCAGGCGGUACUACAAUAUUAUCAUGGCCACAGCCCAUUAA